This is a messenger RNA of Cynara cardunculus var. scolymus (artichoke), 2788 nucleotides long. Its product is annotated as probable ubiquitin-like-specific protease 2B. The transcript is spliced from 17 exons. Lineage: Eukaryota; Viridiplantae; Streptophyta; Magnoliopsida; Asterales; Asteraceae. The record is from RefSeq and is a predicted model, not a curated record. Bases 230 to 2581 code for a protein of 783 amino acids. Gene Ontology annotation, molecular function: cysteine-type peptidase activity. Gene Ontology annotation, biological process: proteolysis.
GCCGCAUUCGAUUUCACCUCCUUUUUGCUCUGAUCAUCAACUCUUCGGAUUUUAACACCGUCCGGAAGAUCAAAUCUCAUAAACUCGAUUUGUAUAAACCCUAAUUUUUCCAUAAGUCACUCUACUAUUACUCGAUCAUCAAGAAUUUCGUGCUUAUAUGCAAUUCGAGAUAUGAAGAUUGAUUAUAAGAAAAGAAGAUUCCGAUGCUCCUGAACCAGCUCUUAGAAUUAUGAGCAAGGUAGAAAACUCUGGUGAUGCCGUUGACCAGUAUACGUUCUUGAAGACCAAACAACUCCCUCAAUCCGAUUCAGAAACACUCGAACCUAAUACAAUGCUGGAUUCAGUUGAUGUUGUUAGCGUUGCGGAAGAACUCACCCAAUCUCAUCCAGAACUUAGAACUGAUUUAUCUGAACCAGAUGUUAAUGCACCUCCUGAAGCAGAAGUUCUUGAAGCCACUGUAUCAGCUUCACCUAGAAAGAGCAAAUUAAAUUCAUCUGAACUUGUUGAGGCAGUUAAUGUGGAUCCACAUGAACCCAGAAGGUUGUAUCAGAUACCUUUGUCAACUUGUUCCAGUAUUGCAGAAGAUGAUGGUGUCUUUUGUCAACUAUCAUCAGAUCAUUGCACCGGCGAGUUGGAAGUGGACAACGAAGACUUGAUAACAGUUGUCCUCUAUCCUGAUCAUAUGGUGUACUGUGAUAGUUAUUGUACAGAUUGUGUUCUAACUUUCACUAGCAGUUGCAUCAAAAUAGAGGGUUUGACUUUAGAUGGAGAUGACAAAACCUUUAAAUCUCAAUGGGAAGUUCAGGAUAUACUUCAUAUCAAAUCUCAUUGGUAUGAGCUGGUUCAGAUGGCAAUUGUGUCAAUUCAUGUACUUACAGGAGAUACAAUACAGGCUGAAAAUGUUGAAUGCACUUCAGGUACCGAGUUGAAGUUUGCAGUUAUUGGCACCAACUGGUAUGGGAGACAGGAGGCAAUCACAUGUUUGAAUGCCUUGUACAAAUCGUUGUGGAGCAGUAUGCUUGAAUCAGAGGACACUGUCUAUGAAUACACCCAAGCAUCUUUUACGAAAUAUUUUCCAAACUUUGAUCAGCCUUUUGAAGAAAUUAUCUAUCCAAAGGGGGAUGUUGAUGCUGUUUCUGUUAGUAAGAGAGACGUCGAUCUGCUGCAACCAGACACAUUUGUCAAUGACACCAUCAUUGACUUUUAUAUCAAAUACUUGAAGAACAAAAUCAAGCCCGAGGAGAGGCACAGGUUUCAUUUUUUCAAUAGUUUCUUCUUCCGAAAGUUAGCUGACCUAGAUAAAGAUCCUCUUGAUGCCUUUGAAGGCAAGGAAGCUUUUCAACGUGUGAGGAAGUGGACAAGAAAAGUGAACCUUUUUCAGAAGGAUUAUGUCUUUAUUCCUGUAAAUUACAACUAUCACUGGAGUCUUAUUGUAAUGUGUCAUCUUGGGGAAGUGGCCACAUACAAAGAUGAAGAUGUAACCAAGUUGAUUAAAGUGUCAUGUGUUCUGCAUAUGGAUUCUCUCAGAGGCACUCAUACUGGCCUGAAAGAUCUUAUGCAAAGUUACCUGAGGGAAGAGUGGAAAGGGAGAGUAAAGGAGGCAUCUGAAGAUAUCUCCUCGCGAUUUGAUAAUUUGCGCUUUAUAUCGCUUGAGUUACCGCAGCAGCCGAAUUCAUUUGACUGUGGUUUAUUUUUGCUUCACUAUGUAGAGCUCUUCUUGGAUCAAGCUCCGACUAAUUUCAAUCCAUUCAAAAUCACAAAGAGUGUCAACUUUCUAAAUGAGGAGUGGUUUCCGCCUGCUGAUGCAUCUCUCAAAAGGGUAGUUAUCCAGAGAUUAAUUUAUGAUCUCUUAGAGAAACCUUCUCAUGAAGCUUCAUCCAUGGCUGCCAAUGAAGAAUACUGCAACUUGAGCUCUCCGACAACUAGCAUCCGCAAAGGAACAGCUGUAAAUUUCUUCUCAGAAACGUGCAAUCCUUCAACGGAUUGCCAAAGUCCUCAAGUUGAUCACGGAGUUGAAAUAUCUCUGUUACCAUCAUUAUCUUUAACAACUGAACCAUGUCACAUGGAUGCCAGUGUAUCUCUAAAAGCGGCAUUUGAACCAGGAUCCUUUCUGGCCAUGAACUUUCCAUCUUUCAACGAGACAACAUUUGAAGGGUACAAAAAUUCUCUCGUGCCACCAAUCGAGGAAGAUGUGGAAACUGCUUAUUCGCCAACAGAAGUUGAUCUCGAGCUGGGCAAUGGAAUCACACCUGAAGUCCCAUCUUCAUCCCGAGAUUGUAAAAGCAGCGAAUCUUGGCAAAAGAACAACAAUUUCAAAACAUGGAAUCCAGAUUCAUUGGAAGUGAUCAAUGGGAAUGAUCAAAUUGAUGCAGAACUCAGAAUCAAUGAGAUAGGAGAUCAACCAAGAUCACCAUUGUUGGAGAUGGUUGAUGAUGGUGAUAACGCGGAUUAUCUUGCAUUAUCUUCUCGUUGUUCUGAAAUGGAAGCGAAUGGCUCCAACGGAUUGGAAGCAGACUUGCAGCAUCAUACCAAAAGGAUGCGAACGGUUGAACCAGAAUCGCGUGUUGAAGGUGAUGAUUGAAUCUGGUGUUUAAUUGAUUCAUGUUGGAAGAUAUGUAGCAAUUAGAAUGAACAAAUAUUGUUAUUGUUGGCAUUGUAUCUUUUGGUGUGAGGAUAUGCUCCAGAAGGUGACAUAAUACCCUUUUUUUUCAAGAAUGGUUAAUGGUUUGUUUUGGAAUUUUGUAGAGGGGAUUUUUGGUUAAGAAUAAGAUUGUUGAACAAUUUCAUG